AUGGGGGAACAGCACGGCAUGCUCUUCGCGCAGCAUCUCGAUCAUCUGCAGCGCGUAAAGCAGGCACGAGGCGAAGGGAACGAUGAGAAACAGCCAGCAAGAGAGGCUCAGUCUCGCGUGAACGGUGAGCCGCCUGAACUCGUUAACACCGAAGAGGGAGUAGAACUGUAUUUGCAGAGGCUGCGAGUAAUCGUCAACCGGAUCGUUCAAACGGAAGAACAGAAGCGGCGGACAUUCGUGUUCUUUCGAGGAACAGCCGGCAUGCGGGAUUUGUCAGACGAUCAGAGGAAGAGCUUGCUCGAGAAGAUUCGGGCCGCCUUGUCCACUUGGGGCUUUCAGCUGCCGGCGGGUAGCACGGGCGUGAGCAUCCUCGAGGGAUCCGAAGAAGGCGUCAUGCGCUGGCUCAUGCUGAAUCAACUUCUAGGCAAUUUUGACGGGGCGAACCAGCUUAUACGGGUCGACCCCGAUCAUCUGAUGAGGCAAAAGGCAAAUCGGGACAGCAACUCUUCCGCACCGCACGAAGAUAGCCUGGAUGAAGAUGCGCCCAAGAGCGAGAAAGAGGCUAGACCUGUAGAAUUAGGCUCCGCAACAGCCGAAGACCCAGAUGUCAGGAAGCAACCGAAAGAGAAACGACGAGCGGGACUCAUCGAAAUGGGAGGCGACUCUGCACAAGUCGUCAUCCAGAUUCCCUCCGACCUGCGGCCUUCGAAUGUCUACUCACCUCUUUUUUCGAGAGUAGAUCUAGUGCACAAAGCACGUGGCAAUAAGAGAGGUUUCAAGGCCCUCUUGCCUCCAAUCCGCAGUCACCGCCCCGCUGGAUUUCCGGGUUCUUCCGUCGAGGAUUUCACCGAAGUCGACCUGUGCACCGAACGCCAAAUCCUCUACGCGAAGAGCUACGUUGGCUUGGCUGCCGCGUGCUUCUCCGCAGGUCACCGGCGCGGCGUGGUGGAGCACAUCCACGAGACAGUCCAGCACGCGUUUGAGCAACGCAAAACCGCCAUCCGAGAAGGCCGAGCAGUCCCGCCCACUCGCGAGAGGCCUUUCGAAGUGUCCAUCCCGUGUCUGCCUUCAGACGUCCGCGCCCAUGUGCAGCUGUCCCACUUGCGCCAAAAGCCUGCCUUCGACAGCGGUCUGUUCAUGUCUCUGCAUGACCAAGGCGACUUGAGGAGAGACGAACGCGAAACAGAGACACAGGCGGACUCAACGAAACCGUGGAGAGCCACGCGCUACCACCCUGCUGGCGUGCCCCAGACCAGAGAGUCUAGCGAUGCUCUCAACAGGCGCAUGAAGGCUGACAGAGGCGCCGGGCUGAUGGACAGCAUUCACCACAUCGCAGUGCAAGGAGCCUCCGACACUGUUGCGUGCACGGAGCGCGUCGCUCUUACGUCGAACGGCAUCCCCGCUUUUCCUUUCACGAUUCACCCCGAAAUCCCUCUCUACGCGACGGAGGAUUUCAACAGCUUCAAGGAGUUGGUUCUCCCUGCAGGACAGCCGCAAUUUUCCGGAGCGAAGCUUGCACAGGAGGCAACGCGCCUUUGCAAGAUUCGUCAGGUGGAGGAUGUGGCGAAGGCAAUCCAUGUCAGUGCGGGGAGAGAGACAGCGCAAACUGCCUGCUUCGGCCUCGUCCUCAUGUCGCAAUUCCUGACCCGCGUGCUUCGACUGGAAAGGGAGCGUGCGAUCUUGGCUGUCAACGCGGUCGAUGGCAUCGAAACCUCCUGGACUGCAGCUAUCCCCAUGCUGUACCUCGCGCACGUGAUAAAAGAACGGAAGCAACGAUCACCCCCAUAUGAUGGAAACUUGUCAUUCUCCUCGGGUGGAUCAGCUUCUGGAACAGAGAGCGGAGAGCCAACGCCUUUUAUGCAUGGCGAGCAAAAUCAGAAGGAGCGCCGAGAUUCUGACAUGACGCGGGAGGAGUUGUAA
Neospora caninum is the source of this 1920-nucleotide messenger RNA. Its product is annotated as GDA1/CD39 (nucleoside phosphatase) family domain containing protein. Gene Ontology annotation, biological process: nucleoside diphosphate catabolic process. Gene Ontology annotation, cellular component: membrane. The coding region runs from base 1 to 1920 and encodes 639 amino acids. The record is from RefSeq and is a predicted model, not a curated record. The transcript is spliced from 8 exons. Lineage: Eukaryota; Apicomplexa; Conoidasida; Eucoccidiorida; Sarcocystidae. Gene Ontology annotation, molecular function: nucleoside diphosphate phosphatase activity.